GUGAGAGACUGAGAGACUUGGGGAGUGAGAACACAGACUGGGUUAGUCACAGGAAAAUAGAAAGAGAUUCUAACAUCACCAGUAUCUUCAAUGAAAAUGUGUCUGCCUGUGGAUAUCACUACGUACUGCGGAUUAACUACAAAAACAUGAGAACAAAGGAGGUGGACUUGACUUUAUCUCAUAACUCUACACUUGGCUCAGAGGGACAGCUAACUACAUGUUUUGGAUACGAGGAGCAUUCGGAGUUUGACACCUGAACAGUCCCAGAGAAUUGGUCAGCAUGUCAUCCUCCACGGCUGAUCCCCGUACAUCAGUCGACAACCUCACCAUCAUAAAGGAGCAUGAGGUGGAGGUGAUCAUUGUCCCCUCACUGCUCAUCCUGGCCACCGUCGUCACCUUAAUGGCCGUGUGCUUCUUGAGAUAUUGUCCUGAACGGAAGCGGACACGGACCACCGCCCCUAAACGCAACCACAGCUCAUUGCACAGACACACACAGAGGCACAGCCACAGACAUCGCCUACAGGGCAUUGAUGCACCCCCAGGGCUAAACCCACUGGAACAUGAAGAGCUGCCAAUGUCAGUUCAACAAGUUCAGCAGAGUGUCGGGCCAACGCUGGCUGCAGUACCACAGAUGUCCACAGACAGGCAUCCUGGAGCCUUCAGCCAGGUCACAGCCCUGCCACUGUCCUUCGCUAUUAAUCCUAAUGACACAGUCAAGGUCUACAGAGCACGCAUGGACAACAGGGAUGUCAUCCUCAGAGUGCUGAAAGAAUCAGCAAACAGCAGUGAGAAGCAGCACUUUUUGGGUUUCGCUUCCUUCGUGUCAGGACUGGGUCCGCACCCCUUCCUACCUGGUCUCCUGGGUGUGGUUUCAGUGCAGUCACCCCUAAUGAUGAUUGUGGAGGAGCUGCAGCACAGAGACCUGUUAGGGUUCCUGUGGAGAUGUCGACAGAAUCACUCGGAUUUAGAGUCUCCAUUUGACAUGACCGAAAAGAGGAUCUUCACCAUGGCAGGACAAGUGGCCUCUGCUCUGGAGUACCUGCACAGUCAGAGCUGCAUCCAUGGCAACGUGGGAGCUCGCAGCAUUCUGGUUGGUGGAGAUCUGACAGCAAAGCUGUGGGGAUUGGGCUCAGCCUACCGCAGGACAGCACAGGCCAAUUCACCAGGCGAAGUCGAGGACAUAGAGCUGAAGAAGUGGCAGGCACCUGAAGUGCUAGGCAGAGGAGCCAUCAGUCAGAGCAGUGAUGUAUGGUCCUUUGGUAUCCUACUCUAUGAAAUGGUCACAUUGGGUGACCCACCGUUUGCGCAGCUCAUGGCGACUGAACUUCUGCAGUAUCUACAAAGAGGAAAGCAUCUCAAUCGGCCAGCCUCCUGCUCCAACUCAGUGUACUCCAUCAUCAAGUCCUGCUGCCACUGGAGCCCCCAACAACGUGUCUCAAUGCCGGAACUCAUUAGAAUCCUUCAGGCGAGAGAGAAAUCAGCCAAUGGGAGGACAGUUCUCAGAGUGCCUGAACCACUGGACAUCGGGAAAUACCUGAGGGAGGCGGGAUAUGGAGAGGCAUGCAACUAUGCUGUGCUUUGAUUGGCUGAGAGUGUCAUCAGUCAGGACUUCAUUGGCUCUGUUGCUGCCGGUGUUGUUCUGCACGCACCUGGCAGGGGAGGUCACACCUGGCUGACAAAAUAGGUGCAUGCAAAUAUCUGCAUGGAGUCUAUAACAUCUGUUAUGCUGAAAAAUGAAGCCACCUCUUUAGUGGUGGUCCUUUUCAGACACUUUACUGUGCACAUGAUCAUCACAUAUUUUUGCUGAAUCUCAAGGAAUGCUUCUUCCACUACUUCUACUUCAUAAAGUUUACUUUGAAUCAUUUCUCAGCAUUGAUGAACCCCACAAAGUUGUUUUCAAACAGUUCUUGGAGGUGCAUGCAAGUCUUGAAUGUUACAUGUGUGAGCAGGUUAAUUGUUGCUUUAAAGGUAAUUUACUUAGAGGAGUGGUGGUUAGUGUUAGCUCCUUAGGUUUAAUGGCAGAUUAGCUUUUAUUCUGUGGAUAACAUAAGCUACUGGUUUAUAUAACAUUUUUGUAAAGACUUGAUCAAGGGCAUAGGUCUGCAAGUGUCUUAAGAUUCGGUUUUUCUGAAUGAACUAUCUCAGAAUUACAAAUCAUUUUUUCAUGGGGGAAAAAAAAAAUCUGCUUUGUUUUUCUGAAUUAACAGAUACCUCAAAAUGCUCCUAGAAGCUCUCACCUGCAUGGAGUAGGCCACUGUUGCUGAUGCAGCCUCCAACAGCAGUGCUGGGAUAGGAUAGUCCUAUAUGAUUUCAAGUACUUGGUCAACAAUACCAUCUAUAUUACUUAAAGAAAGGAGUAUUUCCCAAUGUCUCAAACCCAAAUUAAAACUGGAUUGAACUAAAUGGGUGGGACAUGUUUGCCUCCACCAAAUCAGCUAAACAAGAGCCUCUCCUGGGAUUUUGAGGUACAUUAUCUGUUAAUUCAGAAGGAAAACAGAGUAUUUUUGUGUGUGUGUGUGUGUGUGUGUGUAUGGUCUCAUGGCAAAACAUGGUCCUGGAGACACCUUACCUUAGUGGUAACUACCACAGAAGUGGUUUUGAGUCCUUUGCCAUGUGUUUAUAUGUCUGUCUGUCUUUCUGUGGAGAUGUCCAAAGUUUUCACAAACGUUGAAGAUGCAGACACAAAACUUUACAGGUGUGUAGUUGAGAUCAAAAUGAAGUCAGAGGUCUAAUAUGGGUGUGGUCCAACCCGAAUGUCAACAUGUUAAUAGCGUUGUUUAUGAAAUAAAACUUUUGUUUACUUGUUUUUACUGCUAGAAUACAGAAAGGCAUAAAGCACAUUCACUUUAUAUGUUUAAAUAGUAAUAUAUGGAUAUUAAAUAUUUAUUUUCCUGUAAACUACAACUCUGUUCAAAUUGCCUAGACUAAUAUAAUGAAAGAAAACAAUAAAUGCUUCCUACACUUUUUAAACUAUAA
Messenger RNA from Micropterus salmoides (largemouth bass), 2976 nucleotides. RefSeq names its product serine/threonine/tyrosine kinase 1a (gene styk1a). The record is from RefSeq and is a predicted model, not a curated record. Bases 281 to 1582 code for a protein of 433 amino acids. The transcript has 10 exons. Gene Ontology annotation, biological process: cell surface receptor protein tyrosine kinase signaling pathway; protein phosphorylation; multicellular organism development. Gene Ontology annotation, molecular function: transmembrane receptor protein tyrosine kinase activity; ATP binding. Lineage: Eukaryota; Metazoa; Chordata; Actinopteri; Centrarchiformes; Centrarchidae. Gene Ontology annotation, cellular component: signaling receptor complex.